This is a messenger RNA of Effrenium voratum, 507 nucleotides long. The record is from the annotation of a GenBank genome assembly. NCBI's taxonomy places the organism in Eukaryota, Dinophyceae, Suessiales, Symbiodiniaceae.
AUGACCCCGGACUACUAUACUGUUCUGGGCGUUGAGCGCGAUGCCCGGCCAGCGCAGAUAAAGAAGGCCUACUUCAAUCUGGCCAAGAAGCUGCACCCGGACCGUCACCACGGCACUGACAUAGAGCAGGGUGCCAACCACGCCUUCGAGCAUCUUCAAAAGGCUUAUGGCGUGCUCUCCAGCCCCGAGAAGCGCCGCGUCUACGACGCCGCCUUAGGGACCAGUGGGGAGGGCCCAGCUGCGCAGGCGCUCAAAGGUGGCCUGAAAGGGUCUUCUUGGCUGCCUCGGGAGCAGCAGGCCACAAGGACAUGGUACUCUCAGGCGUCCAUGAGGAGGUUUUGGCGCAGUACUUGGAAGAAGGCACCGGCCAGGCCAUCGGUGCUCGGGCCCCUCCUCUUCGUCACAGGGGUAUUUGCAAUUUUUCGAGGUAUCCCACUGGGCGCAAUGUACCUGCUAGAUGACACCCAGCGACAAGAGUUCAUGGCGCCACCGAGGGCGAGACAGUGA